AUGGUAGCCCCUGUAGACCACAACAACAGAGAGUCCCGUAGACCACAACAACAGAGUCCUCUAGACCACAACAACAGAGCCCUCGUGAACCACAACAACAGGCCUCGUAGACCACAACAACAGAGCCCUCAUAGACCACAACAACAGAGCCCUCAUAGACCACAAGAACAGAGCCCUCAUAGACCACAACAACAGAGCCCUCAUAGACCACAACAACAGAGCCCUCAUAGACCACAACAACAGAGCCCUCGUAGACCACAACAACAGAGCCCUCGUAGACCACAAGAACAGAGCCCUCGUAGACCACAAGAACAGAGCCCUCAUAGACCACAAGAACAGAGCCCUCAUAGACCACAAGAACAGAGCCCUCAUAGACCACAAGAACAGAGCCCUCAUAGACCACAAGAACAGAGCACUCAUAGACCACAAGAACAGAGUCUUCAUAGUCCACAAGAACAUAACUCUGGAGAAAAUAUUGAUGUAACUGUUAUUGAAAGGUCACACAUGAGUGAUGGGGAAGGAAGUGGUGUGGUUUAUUCUAAAAAUCAGCCAGUAGCCAACAAGAGCCUCUCAGAUUUAGAAGAUGAUAUUUCUAGUGCAAAAACUAAUGACAGAUCCAUGUCUCCGGUCGCUGUAACUCCCAGGCGAGAUGUGCAGGAUAGAAUACCCUAUUUGAAACCUGUCAAAUAUUUAGGCAUUAGGAAUUUUCUAGAGGGAAGUGGAGACUCAUUGUGUAGUAAUUCACCUGCUAGUGAUAAUGAAGGUGAAUCUCCAAGUCCUGAAAUGCAGCUUGAAGGAUGUUCAGUGUUAUUACAGAGGCUUCCCAGGAGUAAACUUAGAAGGACAGUUGUACAUAAAAACAAGAUGAAAGCUCUGUAUUGAACAGUGAACAAUUACUUUAAGUUAAUGGAUAUCUGUAAUUCAUAGACUGUAAUGAUUAUAUUGGGAAAGAAUUUAACUUUCUUUUCAUAUGAGUUUUUAUUAUAGUUAUUAGCCUUUAGGUUUAUUGUCAUUUCGUUGUAUGCAAAGAUCUUAAUCAUAGUGCUUAAUACAGACCUUUCCUUGUGUUGGACAAAUAAAUAUUACCAGUUUUAACCAACAACAACUCUCAUAACAAGUCUUUAAUGUUAGGACUGUCACCUCUAUUUACUCAUGCUGAAAGUCUUUACCUGCCUUCUCACUGUAUAAGCUGCCUUUCUGUUUAAAAAUCAAUUACCGGUAUAAAUACAGUACUGUAUCAUGAUAAAAGCUCCUCUGAUUCGACAACAGGAAUACACCAAUUAUCACAAAGGAUGAGUUCCUGAAAGUCAUUGCCUAUGAUGAAUUUGUAUAGUUUGGGACAUUUUUCUCCACAAGAAUCAAUUGGGGGGGGGGGGGUCAUUGUUGAGGUCA
This is a messenger RNA of Homarus americanus (American lobster), 1392 nucleotides long. RefSeq names its product proteoglycan 4-like. NCBI's taxonomy places the organism in Eukaryota, Metazoa, Arthropoda, Malacostraca, Decapoda, Nephropidae. The coding region runs from base 1 to 882 and encodes 293 amino acids. The record is from RefSeq and is a predicted model, not a curated record. The transcript is spliced from 3 exons.